AUGACUCCCUCUGCCACUCGCAAACGUAUCAAGAAGCUUGUCCGUGAGCUUUUCGAACUUCAGCGAUUUGAUAUCCCCAUGACUACUGCUACUCUAGUGGAGUCCAAGUAUCUGCUGCGAAAUGUGCUAACCUGCGAAGUUGAUCGUCACUCCAUCCCCAAAUUCAUUCUUUGCCAGCUGCAGGAUCAACGACUGACUGAUACGUCCAGCCCACGAGUCGCUCUCACAGCUGCUCUCUCCUUCAUCAUCUCCUCACUCCCCGCUCAUCUUGUCAGAGGCUCGUGCUUUCCGGUCCUUUUUAGCUGGCAACGAUCGCUCACCCAUCGGACUCACGUCGUCUUUGCCUUCGUCGAUAUCCCGAUGGCUUCACAAAUCUAUACCAUCGAGGAGCUUCUGAACCUUCGAAGCUCCUAUCAAUCUAACGGUCUCGCGUCCGUCGCUAAUAAGGAUCGCGAGCUUGCUGAGAUCAUUCGUGGCCCCAGCUACAACUGUGUUGGUCCAAUGCAGCGCAACGGUAGAAAGACUAGGGAGGACUCCUCUACGGAGUCGGACGAAGUAGUCUUCAAGGGAAAUGUGAAGCGCCGCACCGCUCAGGUUUCAACCCAGCCACCGGUUCACCCUGCCCCUAUUCAGCCCGUUCCCUAUCAAGCCGACUUGGAGUGGAGAUACCGCGGAAGAACCGACUCUGAGAUACCAGCUAGUGAGCCUCUUUCCGCUCCAUCGGGCCUGAAUGCGCAACAGAAUGAGGGCUUUCAGCGCUUCUACAAGGCUGUCGUCUCUCCUACCCAUGUCCGUGUUACGGCUGGUGGACGCAUUGUCCCGAACCCCAGAGGAUCUUCCCCAACCACCAAGCGAGCCAAAGACAGCGAGUCUUCAAUCAAUACUCAGGCAGGUGAAGCGAGGCCUACUUCGACUAUGAAGGAAGGAGUGCCGAUGAUGGCUAUGCCUUCUAUGCACCCAUUCUUUACAGGCUUUCCCCAGGGUUUUCCACCCUUCCAUCCCCUUGGCAUGAUGCCCAUCCCAAUGGGUACUCCUAUGCCAAAUGGGCUGCCCCUUGGCGCCAUUCCUGUGCCAGCAGCGCACAAGCAUAACAGUGCCCCGGAUACUGCACUCAAGGAGACCAACAACAAGAAGGCGGAGGAGAAUCAACCAGCUGAGGUGCUCAAGUCAGAGAAAUCAAAGACUGAUAUCAAGAUCUCUCCACCCGAGCAGUUCGAUCCUACGAAGCCCUUCUUUUACAACGGGCUGUCUCGAGCAGCAAGCUAUGGUCAUCCAGUCCAUCCAUCCUCUGCAAACCCUCCCAUUUCUUCGAUUCGUCCAAGUGACAUCAGUAAGAAGCAGAUGGAGUCCCUGCGCGGGAAUCUCAAAUAUCACGAGGAUCAACUGCAGUACAACCGUCAUCAAAUUGAUGAGAAGGACAUGGAAAACAAGAUCCAGCUCCUGAAGAAUGAUAUCGAGCGCUUUGAGCGUGUUUAUCAGGCUCAGCUUGAUUUUGAGGCAAAGCACUAUCCGAAAGCCGACAGACCCAAGGAUGACAAGUCAUCCGUCUCGAACCGCAGCCUGAAGCCUUCCAAGUCGUCUUCAUCAGAGGGUGAGGGACAUCAAAGCCAGCCUCAGUCUCAGGUGGAGACAAAGCCUGUGACAGAGCAGGUCAAAGAUGUCUCCCGCGUUAAGACUGGAUUGAACAAGAGUCUUCGGGCUGAGCCUUCUUAUGAUUCACAUUCAUCAAAGCUGGCCGCUUCUUCCGAGGAUCGUGUGAAGAAGUCUAGCUUUCCCAGUGAUGCUGCUCUCGCGCCUCCGUUCCAGCCUCGCUCUGUCUCUUUGUUCGUUGAGGGCAAUAGCUUUGCCAACUUCAAGGACCCAGUCUACACGGAAGAUCAGUUGAAUGAGUCGCACAGGAGACUGUUGGCUGCCGGGGCAAAGGUAUGGGAUGCCGCUCCUGUCGACAAUGCAAUCGAUAAGCAGGGCAUAGAUCACCGUGACCCGGCCCAAGCCACCAACGAGGGUGCUGCUGACCAGCCAGAUGAUGUCGAAGAUCGUAGCAGCUUAGGUAUCCCUUAUCUUGUUGGCACCCUGCCACCUGGCAUGAAUCCUCAAACUGCACGAGACACGGACUAUGUCUAUGUGCGUGAGCUGACGGAUGAUGAACGACGUUCUCGAUAUCUCCAUUGGGGUCAAGCUCCUCAUUCUGUCCGAAGAGGUCUACCCAAGUUCGAUGGCAAGGACUUCUACCCUCCUUCUCCUAUUAAGGAGCCAACAUCAGAUAGCGACUCUCCGACACUGCGAACCAGGCGGAUCCCGUACAAGAAGGAGCGCGCAGAUGCAUUUCGCCAUGAAGCGGUGAGUACCGCAAUUCCGGUCUCCAGUCGCUUGCCCAACGCGAAACUAGAGACAUCAGAGGGCCAUGCAAUGUCUUUCAGCAGUCAGGUUGGCAGUAGCUCUGAUGACUUCAAGAUUGCUCUUGAGGAGAGCAAGACUCCUGAUGAAUCCAAGAAGUCGAGGCUCAGCAAAAUCGGCAAGGUCGCUACCAAGUCAAACGAAUCCCUUGAGCGACGAUCAGCGGAUCACAGGUUCGUACAGACACUCUCCCACCCUUCCGUCGUGGACUAA
Messenger RNA from Phaeoacremonium minimum UCRPA7, 2610 nucleotides. RefSeq lists its product as hypothetical. NCBI's taxonomy places the organism in Eukaryota, Fungi, Ascomycota, Sordariomycetes, Togniniales, Togniniaceae. The transcript is spliced from 4 exons. The record is from RefSeq and is a predicted model, not a curated record. Bases 1 to 2610 code for a protein of 869 amino acids.